Macroventuria anomochaeta is the source of this 363-nucleotide messenger RNA. RefSeq lists its product as uncharacterized. The transcript has a single exon. The record is from RefSeq and is a predicted model, not a curated record. The coding region runs from base 121 to 309 and encodes 62 amino acids. Lineage: Eukaryota; Fungi; Ascomycota; Dothideomycetes; Pleosporales; Didymellaceae.
GGCACCCAUUGCUGAGCUUGGCAAAGCUGUUCAAGAGGUGGAUACUGCAGUCAUGCUACGGAAUGUUCAAAGUCUCUUGGACGCUUCACGUGUGGCUCGGCGUGUCAGGUCUUCUAUUUGAUGGUGUUUAUUGGGCGUUCUGCGAGCACAGGGUCUUUUACAUUACAUCUUGUAAUGCUAUUUUGUACAUGCACUGUUUACGCAUCAUACGCCACUCUGUCUGAUCUUCUGCAGGGAUCGAGCGGCACCUACAGCGCUUCACUUACGCACACUGGAACAAGGAUCUCGUUUGAAGCACAUUCAUGGUGAGUAUCUUGAACGACACCUCUCAACAAUCAAUAGCCUUAAUGGCAUCCGAUCCUA